AUGUCAACCUCUGCCGAUCUGCGAUCCGUGGACCCCGUGCCCUCCAACUACGAAAAGGCCGCACAAUUGAACAGCAGAAAGCCCGGCACCAACGAGCCCGCUACACCCAGCGCAGAGCCUAAGAAACCACUGCCCGCCAACAACAGCUGGCUGUACCACCUGUUGACAGGCACCCAAAAGUACUCGGCGUUCCUGUUCACCGCCUUCCUGGGCCUACAUGCCACCACCGUGAUUGUGGCGCCGCUUUUCGGCAUGGACGCCGCCAACAAGACCUUGUCCUUCACAAGAGCCAUCUACCAUGCCCCCUACGCCGAAAGUAUUCUGGUGUACGGAGCCAUUGUGGCCCACCUGCUAUCCGGAUGGGGUCUGCGAAUCCGAAAGAUGGUCCACGACUACCAAAAGUACGGAGAGCUCAAGGCCUCCAAAUACAUCUCCAAGAUUUCACUCACAGGCAUGAUGUUCACCCCCAUCAUUGCCGGACACAUUGCCGUCACCCGACUGGUGCCACUCUACGUCUCCGGCGACUCGUCCUACGUGUCUCUGGACUACAUUGGCCACCUGGCCGACCACCACAGACUGCUGGGCAACUUUGCACUGUUUGGCAUUGCUACUAUCACCGGUCUGCACGUGAGCGCCGGCCUCAAGAAGUUCCUCAACGUGAAGUCCACCUGGGCCAAGAACCUCUUUAAAUACGGCCUGUACGCAUACUUUGCUGCCACCGUGGGAGCCAUCAUUCAGUACAACAGAAUGGGUCCCACCGUCGGGUUCGUCGGCGAUCUCUACAACCAGUACAUUGCCGUGUACAUGCCUUUCUAG
Messenger RNA from Yarrowia lipolytica CLIB122, 816 nucleotides. RefSeq lists its product as uncharacterized. Gene Ontology annotation, cellular component: mitochondrial outer membrane. Lineage: Eukaryota; Fungi; Ascomycota; Dipodascomycetes; Dipodascales. The record is from RefSeq and is a predicted model, not a curated record. Gene Ontology annotation, biological process: mitochondrion organization; lipid homeostasis.